This is a messenger RNA of Malassezia sympodialis ATCC 42132, 1065 nucleotides long. RefSeq names its product mRNA splicing protein PRP45 (gene PRP45). NCBI's taxonomy places the organism in Eukaryota, Fungi, Basidiomycota, Malasseziomycetes, Malasseziales, Malasseziaceae. Gene Ontology annotation, cellular component: spliceosomal complex. The record is from RefSeq and is a predicted model, not a curated record. Gene Ontology annotation, biological process: mRNA splicing, via spliceosome.
AUGACAGAAGUGGUCGAAGAUCCUCUCGAACCACCCAAGCAUAAGUUCAAGAAAGUGCCAAAUGGUCCUCCUAGUCCUCCCCCGCCGGUCCUUCGCAGUCCCCCUCGCAAGGUAACUGCUCAAGAACAAAAGGAUUGGAUGAUUCCUCCGUGUAUUUCUAACUGGAAAAAUAAUAAAGGGUACACCAUUCCUUUGGAUAAGCGUUUAGCUGCCAGCGGACGUGGUCUCCAAGAUGUAAAUGUAAAUGACAACUUUGCGCAGUUUUCCGAGGCAUUGAACCUGGCUGACCGACAUGCGCGAGAAGAGGUGCGUCAGCGCAAUAUCAUGCAACAAAAAAUUGCCGCGAAGGAGAAAAUGGCAAGGGAAGAAAGUUUGCGCAUGCUCGCGCAACGUGCACGGGAGGAGCGUGCUGGAUUCUCCUCUAGCCGCUCGCAGAACCGAAUGGAGAAAAGUGAAGAUGAUACACUUGGUGCUCUGAACAACUACGGGAGCAGUGAUAGUGACGAUGAAGAUGAAGGGCAAGUGGCUGAGCGUAAUCGUUUACGAGAAGAACGUCGUCGCGAACGUGAACGUGACCUUCGAAUGAGCAAUAUGGGUCAGGAACAACGUGCGAGAGCAUUUGCAAAGGAACAAAACCGCGACAUAUCUGAAAAGGUUGCUUUGGGUCUGGCAAAGCCUACUAUGAGCAAGGAGUCUAUGACCGAUGCAAGAUUGUUCAACCGUGAAGCUCUGUCAAAUACAUUCGGCGACGAAGACUCUUACAAUGUGUAUGAUAAACCCCUUUUCCAAGGAUCUUCUGCUGCCGCCGCUAUAUAUAAUCGCCCCGGGCAGGGUGGUGCCGAUGAUAUGUUUGGCGGUGGUACUGAAUCUGGUAUCAAUGAGGAAUUGAGCAAUGAUAGAUUCGGCAUGGGAAGGACUAAAGGCUUUUCUGGCUCCCAAAACCAACAGCCCAGAUCAGGUCCUGUCGAAUUUGAGAAAGACACAGAGGAUCCUUUUGCUAUCAAUCAAUUCCUGAACGAGGCCAAGCGAGGUACGAAACGCAGUGGUGAGGAAGAUUUUGCGUAA